Impatiens glandulifera is the source of this 1017-nucleotide messenger RNA. RefSeq names its product F-box protein PP2-A13-like. The transcript is spliced from 2 exons. The coding region runs from base 97 to 954 and encodes 285 amino acids. Gene Ontology annotation, molecular function: protein binding. NCBI's taxonomy places the organism in Eukaryota, Viridiplantae, Streptophyta, Magnoliopsida, Ericales, Balsaminaceae. The record is from RefSeq and is a predicted model, not a curated record.
AAUCUCUCUCUAACCUCUGCCACUCACUCGCCGGCGAUUCGCCGCCGCCGGCAUUACAAUCUUCGUCUUCUUCCCCUGAAAGCUUCAACUUUAAUAAUGGGUUCUAAUACCUCUGCGUGUCUUUCCUCUAGUUCCGAUUAUCCAUCUUUAAACCUAAAAUUGGGAGAUAUUCCAGAGAGCUGCAUCUCUUUGAUUCUUACCCACUUAGACCCGCCGGAGAUCUGCCAAUUCGCAAGGCUUAAUUGCGCUUUCCACGGCGCCUCGUCUGCCGAUUUCAUCUGGGAGUUGAAGCUUCCGUCUAAUUAUCGAUAUAUCAUUGAGAAACUAUCCGACGAAGGAUUCGAACUAGACGGAUUGGGGAAGAAGGAGUUGUAUGGAAGACUGUGUAGGUUCAAUCCCUUUGAUGGCGGCACAAAGGAAGUUUGGUUGGAUAAGAAGACGGGUGGGGUUUGUUUGUUGAUAUCUUCAAAGGGUUUAUCAAUUACAGGAAUAGAUGACAGGAGGUACUGGAAUUACAUUGAAACCGAUGAAUCUAGGUUUGAGAGUGUUGCAUAUGUUCAACAGACAUGGUGGUUUGAAGUGGCCGGAGAAAUUGAGUUUAAAUUUCCAAAAGGAAACUAUAGUCUGUUCUUCAGGCUUCAUCUAGGGAAGAAGGUGAGUAAGAAGAGGCUAGGAGGAGGAGGAAGACGUGUCUGUAACAUGGAACACGUUCAUGGCUGGGACAUAAAGCCGGUGAAACUUGAGGUGAAAACCGGCGACGGACAAGAAACAGUUUCGAUGCGUUUUUUAGAUGAUCCAGGAAACUGGGUUCGUUACCAUGCCGGCGAUUUCAUAGUGGGUCGGUCUGAUCAGAUGACAAAGAUCAAGUUUUGGUUGAGACAGAUUGACUGUACUCAUACUAAAGGUGGACUUUGUGUCGACUCUGUUCUCAUUUGCCCCACCACCUAUUAUUAAAAAAAACAGAUCUUUAUGUAAUCAUAAUAAUUUAGUCUUCAUAUUCAUAACCUUAAAUUUCUA